This is a messenger RNA of Racocetra persica, 1482 nucleotides long. The record is from the annotation of a GenBank genome assembly. Lineage: Eukaryota; Fungi; Glomeromycota; Glomeromycetes; Diversisporales; Gigasporaceae.
UUUGCAUCAUUUUGGGCUUUCGUCGUUUCUGAUGUUGUCGUCGAUGAAGACUUCAGGCUUUAUAGCAGCAUCGUCGUUGAUGGAGAGUUCUUCACUUUGGGUGUCGUUAUUAUUGGAUUUUUAUCGAAUUACGAUAAUAGAACAUGCCUAUCUAAAAUCUUCCUUCCAGUUACAAAUGACCACGUCGCUUCAGAAUCCAUAAAAGACAAGAAAGAAGAAUCAACAACUGAAAAAGAUGGCGCUGUUAAAGGAGAAGGUCAUCAUUUAAUGAUUCGUGCCGGUCUUAUAAGGCAGUCUUCAUCGGGCGUCUAUUCUUUGUUACCUUUCGCAUUACGUUCUCUAGAAAAACUUGAAAAAAUCAUAGAUCAGGAAAUGAGAAACAUUGGUAUGCUUGAGACUGCCGCCAAUACGUGGAAGAAAACAGGGAGAUGGAAUGUUACUGGGAGCGAGCUAUUUAAGCUUAAGGAUCGUAAGGCUUCUGAUUUUUGUCUAGCUCCAACGCAUGAAGAAGAAAUUACACAACUGGUUGCAAAUGACAUUUUUUCUUACAGACAACUUCCAUUACGAUUAUAUCAAACGGGCAAAAAAUUUCGUGACGAGAUGCGACCACGUGCGGGUUUACUUCGUGGACGGGAAUUUAUUAUGAAAGAUUUAUAUACAUUUGACGUUACUGAAGAGGCUGCCUUAAAAACCUAUGAGGAAGUUAAUGAAGCAUAUAAAAAGAUAUUUACUCGGAUUGGAUUACCGUUUGCUGUCGCCGAAGCUGACACUGGCAUUAUCGGUGGAACAAAAUCACAUGAAUUUCAUUUUUUGUCACCUGCUGGAGAAGAUUCGAUUUUAUCAUGCAUUCGAUGCGGAUACACGUCUAAUGAAGAAUGUGCUCGUGACAUCAAUGAUGGAUGCCCUGUUUGUUAUAAAAAUUCUAUUACAUCACACGAUUCUGUUAAUUUUCAUCCACUUACAAGCAAUCGUGCAAUAGAAGUUGGUCAUACAUUUCUUUUAGGAACAAAGUAUUCGGAUCCAUUAAAAGCUACAUUUGCACCUGAAAAUCCACGCCAUAAUGGUGAAUUACUGUCAAUCCAAAUGGGAUGUUAUGGUAUAGGUGUUUCACGAAUGAUUGCAGCAGUUGUCGAAUCAUCACAUGACUCAAAAGGAAUAAUAUGGCCACCGUCAAUCGCGCCAUACCGUGUGUGUAUCAUUCCAAGUGGUGAUGAUCCAGAGAUUACUGAAAAAACUCGGUCUUUAUAUGAUUUUCUAACUUCUGAAUGUGACGGGUUGAAUGGUGAAAUUUUGAUCGACGAUCGUAUGAAUUUAACAUUUGGAUACCGCAUGAAAGAUGCUGAACUUCUUGGAUAUCCUUGGUUAAUGAUUAUAGGGAAAAAAUUCUUGGAAAGUGGAAAGAUUGAAAUACAUGAAAGACAUAAUAAUCAACGAAGAUAUUUAGAAUUCGAUGAAAUAAAAAAAUCUUAUUGUUGGUCGUAA